This is a messenger RNA of Annulohypoxylon maeteangense, 1372 nucleotides long. RefSeq lists its product as uncharacterized. The transcript has 2 exons. The coding region runs from base 1 to 1347 and encodes 448 amino acids. Lineage: Eukaryota; Fungi; Ascomycota; Sordariomycetes; Xylariales; Hypoxylaceae. The record is from RefSeq and is a predicted model, not a curated record.
AUGAGGAUUGCCAGCCGAAUCGCAUUGAUUCCUGAUAGUAAUGAUGCAGAAGAAGAUUGGAAAUUGCAAUCAUCGUCAUGCGCAGUGGAUAAGUUUGAUUUCAGAGAACUCUUCACAUUCGGUACUCACGGUGGAAACCAACCUAGUCGAGAUCACAAAACCACAAUCGACAUUGCCGAGGGUGCUUUUGUAAUCCCGGCCGAGACUAACGAAAAAAAUCAAGGAGAACCCCCUUUUGUCGAUGAACUCCUAUCCAAGAAGCUUGAAUUCGAAAUCCCUUUAUGCAAUCGCGUAGUGAGUCCACGCUUUGCGUAUGAGGACCUUUGCCGAGCUGCGGAAGGAGUCAAAAAGCUCAAUGCUAUCGAAUCUGCGUCUUUUGUCACCGACGCAGAAACUUUAUCAGCUAUACUUCGUACAGUCCACGACCAACUCAUUCACAGAAACCGCGAAGAUGACGAUAUCGAAGGAAUGUGCUUCAACAUUCAUUCAGAGCAUGGAGUUACCUUCAUGAAGACACUCAACAGCUCCCAGCUUCAAGGCCCCUUUCAUUAUGCUGCGAGUAACCAUUUGAGGACGAAUGUAGUUCAAAAAUAUCAUUUAGCAGGACGCGACUUGAGGGGCCUCAAAGAGCUGAAUGAAUUCAAACGUGUCGUUUCGUACCGAUUUGGUGACCAUCCUUUGGUCGUGGAGGAUCCCAACCAGGUUACUCACAAAUUGUGUCUCGGUCUCGGACAAUGGGCAUCCAGGGAUGAAUUCGGGCAGAUUGAGAUGAGCUCAGAAUCAGAUCGGAUCGAAGGUGGCCGAUAUCAGCAUAGUGACUAUCAUCAAGAAGAUAAGGGGCCCAGUCCUGGAUCCUACGAUAUAUUUAAAACUAGGGAUGACGACCAUGAUUCGCCUUUAGUAAGUAGCCGGGAUACCGCGCUCUUUCCACACAUAACGUACAACCAUGAGGACGACGACAUAAUGCGAUCGCAGCUAUGGUUUUCGGGUACCGGAAACGUUUUGGUGGGACUAUUGCGCAAUCCAAAAUUCAGAGAUACCGUCCAGCAUACGGAUGAAUUCAUGCCCUACCUAUGUACCAUGGCUGAAUGGCCUGGGUUUGAUAAGUGGCUUUCGGAUCAUCAAGUUGAGCUCAGUAUGAAACUAGUACAUCGAAUCUUGACGUACAUCAAGGAUACCACGCACGAGCUUAGCCAAAAGGGUAUUAAGAAAUUCUACUUGAAGCACUCGAGAAAGUCGGAUAAGUUCCUCACCGUGUCUUUGGGAAAGGAGCAUGGGCUUCUACCUGAGGACUUGAUGUCUAGUUAUAUAGCCACUGAGCUUGGUAAGCUGGGGAGGGAGAUGUGAAAGACAUCAAUAGGGGUAAAUAAAG